Molecule: messenger RNA, 3931 nt
Organism: Pelobates fuscus (common spadefoot toad)
Lineage: Eukaryota; Metazoa; Chordata; Amphibia; Anura; Pelobatidae
Gene: EPB41
Product: erythrocyte membrane protein band 4.1
Exons: 24
Coding region: 215-3052 (945 amino acids)
Biological process (GO): cortical actin cytoskeleton organization
Cellular component (GO): plasma membrane; cytoskeleton
Molecular function (GO): structural molecule activity; actin binding
Source: RefSeq, a predicted model, not a curated record
AUGAAAAAUCCGUCCACAUUGUGGUCGGAUAAAACAGCAUUACAAUAGAGGAUAUGACCAUGGGAAUAAACAGUGUGUAGACAGCAGGGUAGGAUUGUAAGGAGGUGUUUUGGCAGUCCACGAGGGCUCAGGAAUAAAUAAAUCACCACCUUUCGGCUCUUCUGGUGCCAUAAAGGAUUCUCUAUAGGUGAAGAGAAGGCAUUCAUAGAGCAUCAUGACAACAGAGAAGAGUUUAGUGGCUGAGGCAGAAAGUCCUCCUCCAGAUCAAAAGCAGGAAGGAGAGGAGGUAGCUAAAACCUGCAGAUCGCAGCCAGAAGACGGAGGUGCUGUAGAACGUCCGGAGCCAGAACAAACUUCAGACUCCCCUUCCACAGCUUCACCAAGCACCCGCAAAAGUAAAGACCGCCAUUCAGAAGGCAAAGGACUUUCACGUCUUUUUUCAGCUUUCCUUAAGCGGCCAAAAUCUCAGGUGUCAGAGGAAGAGAAAGGAGCCCAGUUACCAGUAGAGCAAGGAGGAGAUCAGAACCAGGUUGAUGAAUGUCUGGGGGAGCAACUUGAAGAUGAUGUUUUUCUGAAGGCCCCUAUUGCAGACCCAGAACCUGAACUUCGAACAGACCCAUCGUUAGACCUUCACUCUUUGAGCAGUGCUGAAACCCAGGAUUUGACCUUUCAGCCUGCUCAGGAGGACAGGAAAGACGACCAAGACCCUGAACACGACCCUGAACACGACAACGAGGAGGAAUCAAAGAAAGGAGAGAAACAGCCAAUAAAGGUUGAAGGAGAGCUGAAAGAAACACCGAAGGUCGCCAGAAGAUCUCCAAACAUGCGUUGUAAGGUCACCCUGCUUGAUGACACAUUAUAUGAGUGCGAACUGGAGAAACAUGCAAAGGGACAGGACCUGUUUAAGAAAAUCUGCAGCCACCUGAACAUUCUAGAGGAAGAUUAUUUUGGCCUUGCAGUAUGGGAGUCUCAGACCGGCAAGGUUUGGCUUGAUCCGGUCAAGGACAUCAGAAAACAGGUGCUUGGAGGUCCUUGGAACUUUACUUUCAGUGUAAAAUUUUAUCCACCUGAUCCUGCUCAACUGACAGAAGAUAUCACCAGGUAUUACCUGUGCCUGCAGCUACGCCAGGAUAUCCUUAGUGGGCGUCUGCCAUGCUCUUUUGCCACUCUUGCCCUUCUGGGUUCUUACACAGUCCAGUCAGAGGUUGGAGACUAUGAUGAGGAUCUUCAUGGCACUGACUAUGUCAGUGAGUUUAAACUGAGUCCUAAUCAGACUAAGGAUCUGGAGGAGAAGGUUAUGGAACUUCACAAGUCCUACAGAUCAAUGACACCAGCUCAGGCAGAUCUCGAGUUUUUGGACAGUGCCAAAAAGCUUACCAUGUAUGGCGUAGACAUUCACAAUGCUAAGGACUUGGAGGGGGUUGAUAUCAAGCUGGGAGUCUGCUCUGGUGGUCUCCUGGUCUUUAAAGACAACCUGAGAAUUAAUAGAUUCCCAUGGCCAAAAGUCCUUAAGAUCUCCUACAAGAGAAGCAGCUUCUUUAUCAAGAUACGCCCGGGGGAGCAGGAGCCAUACGAGAGCACAAUAGGAUUUAAGCUGCCUAGUUACAAGGCUGCUAAGAAUCUCUGGAAAGUCUGUGUUGAACAUCACACUUUUUUCAGAUUGACAUCAACUGAGUCCAUCCCUAAGCACAGGUUCUUGUCCUUGGGAUCCAAAUUUCGCUACAGUGGUCGUACACAGGCCCAAACCAGACAUGCCAGUGCCCUUAUUGACCGGCCUGCUCCCCAGUUUGAGCGCACUGCCAGUAAACGAGCAUCCCGAAGUUUGGAUGGAGCAAAUAGAGUGCAUGCCUCAGUUGAUUUCAGAACCCUGGAAGAUGAGGAUAAUGAAGUGUUUGAGUUAAAGGAGCCAAGACAUGUGUUAUCAUCAACCCUGUCUGACACAGUAGAUAUCGUGCUGAAAAAUACUGACCAGGCUGCUCCCAAAGCAGGAAGAAAGAAAACUGGACAUGAACACGUCCCCACAGUAUAUGUGGAGAUUGAGCAGCCAGCUGCCGUUGGAACCCCAGAACGCAGUCCCCGUCCUGUGUCUGCUCCAGUCAUCUCUCAUAACCAAGUGAUUAUACCACCUGCUGCCUCCAGAGAGGUCCCAGCCCGUAGGACAGAAGAAGCUGCAGUUAAGAUAGAAGAUAAGGAGGAAAAUAAACUACAGGAAAAAAUGCAGAAAGUACGGGACACACUAGAGGAAUCAACAUCUCCACCUCCAGAUUCCUCUUCGCCCACUAUCAAUGGAGAUCAAGUGCAGCAACCACCUGAGAAAGAGGAUGAAAUAGUCCGCAUGCGGAAGAAAAGAGCAAAGAAACUAGAGGGUGAAAACAUAUAUAUCAGGCAUAGCAAUUUAAUGUUGGAGGAUCUCGAGAAUGAAAAAGAGGAAAUCAUCCGACAUCAUGCCAGUAUCCGUGAGCUGAAAAAGAGUUUCAUGGAAUCCGUGCCAGCUGCAAGACCAAGCGAAUGGGACAAACGCCUUUCAACCCACUCUCCUUUUCGUACCCUCAGCUUUAAUGGACAGGUCCAGACUGGCACAGAUGGGGUGAAACGAGCUCUGGUGUUGCCCACUGAGAGGAAACCGCAUGUGUCAGAGCCUCCGUUAGUAAAAACACAAACUGUGACAAUUUCCAACAUGCCAGCCACUGAGAAGGGCCAGAUUCCCACAAAGGAAGUGCCCUUAGUUCACACUGAGACCAAAACUAUAACAUACGAGGCUGCCAGGACUGAUGAUAUUAACAAUGACCAAGAACCUGGCAUUCUUCUCACUGCCCAUACAAUCACCUCUGAGACAACCAGUAGCACCACCACCACACAAAUCACCAAGACUGUGAAAGGUGGAAUCUCUGAAACACGAAUAGAGAAGAGGAUAGUAAUUACAGGCGACGGUGAUCUUGAUCAUGACCAGGUUCUUGUUCAAGCCAUCAAGGAAGCAAAGGAGCAACACCCAGACAUGUCUGUCACUAAGGUUGUUGUUCAUCAAGAGACAGAGAUUGCAGAGGAGCAAUAAGCAGAGGUCCAUUUCAAGCCUCCAAUGGGACCAUAAAAAAAGCAAAUUUCACAGAAAACCAGCAAGUUUCCUAAAAAUGCCCAAAUCCCCAAGAGAUGUCUUCAAUGACCAUGGAUGGAUAAUUUUCUUAUCCUUUUAUUUUAUAUUGUUUUUUUAAGGCAUCUGGUCACUCAGGCAUGGAAGAGGUUACAGAUACAACGUUACAGUAACAAAUAUAUGAUGCAACUUUCAUAAAGGGAGCAGGCUCACAUAUAAUAUAUGGGUGGGUUAAUUUAUUUGGUAAGAUAAAGUCUCUGCUUCACACUGCCCUCCCACUUAAGGUGCAUUUUUGUAUACUGUGAGUAAUGAAUGUGUUUCACUUCCGUGACACUGGAUUUUAAGCCUAAACGCUAUUCAAUAUCUCAUUGUUAUUUUUGUUUUAUAAGAACUGAAUAAUAGUUUAUGAGCACUGGAACACUGUCUAAUCUUGUGAAGGGUAUUGGCGAUACUGUGAAAAACGCUGUGGUGCUCUAGUUGCUAUGGAAUAUUUUGUAAUGUCCGCAAGCCAGGUCUUACAAUGUAAUGACAUAUGUGCCCUUUUGUUGAGCUAUGAAUGCAGACAGUGGAUUUCCACUACACACCAUUGCUUUGGUAUUACCUUGCAAAGAUAGGGGAUAUAUUGAAUCUGUGACUAACUCUGUUCUAUCUGCUAAACAUUACAAUGAGUGGCAUAGCUCAGUUGUUACUUUCAGUUAGUGAAGCCACACAGUGUUAGACACAGAUUGAGUCUCUUCUAGCUCCUUUCUGUACAUGUCGCUGUGUCACCUUGCAGUAGGGAUAGGCUCUGUUCCAUUAUUCCAUUUUGUCUUAUUGUGGGAAGAGGGUGUCUAGGGCAAAGGU